Messenger RNA from Caenorhabditis bovis, 2358 nucleotides. The record is from the annotation of a GenBank genome assembly. Lineage: Eukaryota; Metazoa; Nematoda; Chromadorea; Rhabditida; Rhabditidae.
AUGGACGAAGACAAUGGCAAUGAGAUUUUCAAAGCAUUCACGAAGCACAACGUUGAAUGCAAUGUUUCGGGACGCGCGCGUGUCACUUAUAAAUGCAAAACGUACACGGCCGAGGUGCUGCUCCAUGGAAACGUGCUAUGCGUCGAUGAGCUGACGACAACAUCUGUUCCAACCGCGAGUGUUCCACUAAUAUUCGUCCUCGAGCGAGCCACCAUCAAACGAGAAGACGGCACCACCAAAUUCGUCGUCGCGUUUUCCGAUCCGACCGAGAAUAUCGAGAUUGAAGUGGAAACUGACGAGAUUCGCGAAGAGUGGAUGAUCAAAAUGGCCACAUGCUCUCAUCAAAUGGCGAUGGCAGAACUUGACGAAAUCGCAUAUAAAUUCUAUACAAUGUCCCCCUCAUUGAGUAACGACGAGACGUUUGACUCGAAAAUUUCGGCAUUCCAAAGCUUCUAUCUCACGUCACCCAUCCAUAUUACUCACAAUUUCGCAAUCUCGCAACAAAACAAUCUUCCCGCUCGCCGAGUUGUCGUCGAUGAGACACUUUGGGAGACGAAACUCUCAUUAAUAAUUCCCAAAGAGAUCAUCAAAUUCAAUAAGAAGAUUGUGAAAGAGUUUGCCGCGAUUCUCGAGUCGCGUCAAAAGACGUGGCCCUAUUCGGUGAUACCGGCGCUUCAUGAAGUCCUUCGGCAACUCCGCGAGCUCGCCGAGACCUAUGAGCAGUGUCUUGAGUUUGUCGACGCCUACAAUGGACCAUCGUUUCGAAAAUCGAUUGAGAAGCAUCGCGUCGCUUUUGGAAUGGUCCCGACAAACCUGCAUGUGCACUCAUAUGAGAUUAAUUCGGGCGAUCGGCGAGAUUUCAUCACGGCUGGAACGGCUUCCGCAAUUCCAUUUCGUUAUAAUAAUGGCGGUCUUCAAAAAUUGAACUCGCAGCUUGAGAUUGAGCCAUAUAAUACGGACUACGGGUUCUGGAAAAAACGGCAAACCAUUAUGGAAUUGAAGAAAGUUAUCAAUGAGCUUAGCCAUAAGAUUGAACGGGAAUGGAAAAUCGCAGACUUUGGAAAACCUGACAAUGUUUGCUUGCAGAUUCACUCUGGUGUCAAGCAGGUUUAUGAAGGUCUUAAAGACGCGAUUAAUGGCUUCACCGACAUCGACAAAUGUUCGGAAAUUCUAUUGGAAGAAGAAAAACGACUUCUAGGCGAAGGGCUAACGACUCUUGAGAAUCGUGUGUACGACAACAUCCAGAAUCAGAUUGAUCGAAUUGAUGCGAUGUGUCUGAGUCUCAACACGAAAAUCGCUGCGAUUGACACGCUGAAUGAUUCGAAACAGGAGCGCGAGAAUGUUGGAAAGAACACGAAAGAGGCGAUGGGCGCCUGUUUGGAUAAUUUGCACAUGUUGGCUGAUGCAAUUUUGGAGUCGCAAUUAUUUUCGCUUGUUAUCAAUGUUCACCGACGUCUCAUUUCUCAUUCCUAUUUCCAUAUUUGGAUACGCACAGAUUUUGCAUUGUCGCAGGCGAUUACAAUUGCAACAACUGCAAUAUUAAACAGAAUUCAGAAGAGGAAUGAACCAUUCACAAAAGACCUUCUUCUUGUCGUUUUCUCGUUCUUAUCAGCGUAUGGAGAUGAGAAGGGAAUGAUUGAAGACGCUUGCGAGGCAUGGAAGGCGCUAGAGCAAAGGGUUCGAUUUCGUCUCGUGCGCGCACCAUCGGCAGUCUGCCGAACUUGCAUUCCAAUGAUUCAAGGAUCACGAACCAACAUGAGGGUCUCGAUUCCGUUGCCCCACGAAGUUUACGACAGUCUUCCCGAUGAAACGAAGUGGACGAAUGAUUUCUCGGUGAUGCCGGCCUAUUUCAAUAUUGGGGUGAACCAUGAAGCCACUUUUGGGCAAUCGUUCGGCGGAAUUGCUUUGGAAACGGCAAUUAAUCAAGAGGCGGCGGAAAAAUUAAAUAUGUUCGCGAAUCGAAAUGAUUCGUCGUCGAGAUCACGUGAAGCCGUCAUGGAAGUUGUCAACGAGGUUUCGCGAGAAUCGUCGAGAAAAAAUAUUGCGAUAUUCGAAUGGGCGAUGACGGCCUGCGAUCGGCUCGGCGGCGAAUCGGUGAUCUCGUGCAAGAGCGGAAAAGAUCGAACCGGAAUGGCGGCGACGAUCGAGCAGGGUCGUGUUCUCAAAGAGACGUGCGGCUUCAAUGGGAAUCAGUUGGCCGAGGUGAUCAAUUCGCUUCGCAAAGACGGCGUGAGGCGCGAGAAUUGCCGAAAGAAUGUUGGCCGGCCGGUUUACUCGUUCUCGCCGUUCCAAAUGCACUUUUUGCCGAAGACAUUUCGUCCACCAUCGGGCACCUAUUCGCAAGGUGUCUCCAGUUAA